AACUGCCCUUUUGCAAAGGGCACCCUGAUUUCUGCCCUCACUGAUCCAUGACAAAGACCGAAAUGAACCACACUUGGAUGUAUAACCUGAGCUUUGGUGCACCUGCACAUCCUGUUGAGCCAAGGGCUGGACUCUCACGAAGUGGGCACACAGUAGUGGCUGUUUUUCUCGGAUUAAUCUUGUUUUUUGGUUUCUUGAAUAACUUGAUUGUCCUCAUCCUCUUCUGCAAGUUUAAAACCCUGCGUAACCCAGUCAACAUGCUUCUCCUGAACAUCAGUGUCAGUGACAUGCUAGUGUGCAUCUCGGGCACUACCCUCAGUUUUGCAUCCAACAUCCGUGGCAAAUGGAUCGGAGGGGAUCAUGCUUGUAGGUGGUAUGGCUUUGUUAAUUCCUGCUUUGGCGUCGUGUCCCUGAUCUCGCUGGCUGUGCUGUCCUACGAGCGCUACAGCACUCUCACCCUGUGCCACAAGCGCAGCGAUGAUUUCCGCAAGGCUCUGCUGGCAGUUGCUGGUUCUUGGAUUUAUUCCUUGGUCUGGACCGUGCCACCUCUGCUUGGUUGGAGCAGUUAUGGGGUAGAAGGCGCAGGCACAAGCUGUUCAGUACGCUGGUCCUCAGAGUCAGCUGAGUCCACGUCCUACAUCAUCUGUCUCUUCGUCUUCUGCUUGGUUGUCCCUGUGAUGGUCAUGGUGUACUGCUACGGGCGCCUCCUGUAUGCUGUCAAACAGGUUGGAAAAAUCCACAAGAAUGCUGCCCGCAAAAGAGAAUACCACGUCCUGUUCAUGGUGAUCACUACAGUUAUCUGUUAUCUGGUGUGCUGGAUUCCAUAUGGGGUUAUAGCAUUACUUGCAACAUUUGGAAAACCGGGCGCUGUGACUCCAAUUACAAGCAUCAUACCUUCCAUCCUAGCAAAAAGCAGCACUGUUUGCAACCCCAUUAUCUACAUACUUAUGAAUAAGCAGUUUUACAAAUGCUUUCGUCAGCUUUUCCACUGCCAACCUCCUUCCUCCACUGAUGGAGAGCCCACCUGCCAUUUCAAGGUAACCGUUAUCCAGCUGGAUCAGAGGGCGGACGUUGGAAACUUGUGCAAUAAUGAACCACAUCCAGAAACAGACAGUAAAAUGACUUCUCUCCUGUGCCCAGAGACAACUUCAAAAGCUACACCACCAGCAUCUUAGAAAAACUGUCUCUGAUGGAAAGUACAAGCCUUAACCAAAGUGUAUUUUAUUAUUUUAUUACCAAGUAAAC
This is a messenger RNA of Lonchura striata (white-rumped munia), 1245 nucleotides long. Lineage: Eukaryota; Metazoa; Chordata; Aves; Passeriformes; Estrildidae. The record is from RefSeq and is a predicted model, not a curated record.